CAGCGAACCUCGGGUCCUCUCACAGAGCUCUGCUAUCCCAAGCCAUUCCGCGCCCGCGUUCCAGGCCGACGAGGACUGGGCGAAAGAUUUACGGUCUGCAUUAUGUCUGGAGCCGGCAGUCUCCUUGCUCUCCUCUGCGGCUGUUGCGCGGCGGCCCUGGGAGUCCUCAGCGGGGAGCGCGGCGUGGCUGAGGAUCAGGACACGGACUAUUACGUGGCUGCGGUGUAUGAGCACCAGCUGAUCUCCAGUCCCAACCCUGAAGCUCUCACCAGCCGCAAGCAGGCCUUGGAGCUGAUGACCCAGAACCUCAACAUCUAUGAGCAGCAAGUCAUGACUGCAGCCCAAAAGGGCGUACAGAUUAUAGUGUUCCCAGAAGACGGCAUUCAUGGGUUCAACUUCACAAGAGCAUCCAUUUACCCGUUUUUGGACUUCAUGCCAUCUCCCCGGCUGGUCAGGUGGAACCCGUGCCUGGAGCCCCAGCGAUUCAGUGACACGGAGGUCCUCCAGCGCCUGAGUUGCAUGGCCAUUCAGGGAGACAUGUUCCUGGUGGCCAACCUCGGGACGAAGCAGCCCUGUGGCGGUGACCCCGGGUGUCCCAGGGACGGCCGAUACCAGUUUAACACAGAUGUCGUGUUCAGCAACAACGGGACCCUCGUAGACCGCUACCGCAAACACAACCUCUACUUUGAGGCAGCGUUUGACACCCCUCUCCAAGCGGAUCACAUUGUCUUUGACACCCCCUUUGCCGGCAAGUUUGGUGUCUUCACCUGCUUUGAUAUAUUGUUCUUUGACCCAGCCGUCGCCCUCCUCAGAGACUCGGAGGUGAAGCACGUCGUGUUUCCGGCUGCCUGGAUGAACCAGCUCCCACUCCUGGCCGCCAUUCAGAUCCAGAGGGCCUUCGCCAUGGCCUUUGGGGUCAACCUUCUGGCCGCUAACGUCCACCAGCCGUCUCUGGGGAUGACCGGGAGUGGUGUACACACGCCUCUGAAGUCCGUCUGGCACCAUGACAUGGAAAACUUCACAGGUCACCUUAUAAUUAGCCAGGUAGCCAAAAAUCCACAGGGUCUCAGUACCAAGAAUACCACAGGUAAAAUGGACCCAACCCAUAGUCAAUUUUUAAAACUCUUGGCCGGUGAUGCAUACUGCGAGAAGGAUUCUCAGGAGGUCCACUGUGACGGAGCCCCCCGAUGGAACAUGAACGCCCCCCCUACGUUUCACUCUGAGAUGAUGUAUGACAGGUUCACCCUGGUCCCGGUGUGGGACCGGGAAGGCCAUCUCCGAGUCUGUGCAAACGGCCUCUGCUGCUAUUUGCGCUACCAGAGGCCUGCUGUGUCUGACGAGCUGUAUGCCCUGGGGGUCUUCGACGGCCUGCACACCGUGCACGGCACUUACUACGUUCAAGUCUGUGCCCUGGUCAAGUGUGGGGGUCUUGGCUUUGACACCUGUGGGCAGGAGGUCACAGAGGCCACGGGGAUGUUCGAAUUUCACCUGUGGGGUAACUUCAGUACUUCCUAUAUCUUUCCUCUGUUUCUGACCUCAGGGAUGACCCUGGAAACCCCUGACCAGCUUGGCUGGGAGAAUGGCCACUAUUUCCUGAGGAAGAGGGGACUGUCCUCUGGCCUGGUGACGGCAGCCCUGUAUGGGCGGGUGUAUGAGAGAGACUAUGGACCGUGAGGGUGGG
Messenger RNA from Molossus molossus (Pallas's mastiff bat), 1681 nucleotides. RefSeq names its product biotinidase (gene BTD). The transcript is spliced from 4 exons. NCBI's taxonomy places the organism in Eukaryota, Metazoa, Chordata, Mammalia, Chiroptera, Molossidae. The coding region runs from base 103 to 1674 and encodes 523 amino acids. The record is from RefSeq and is a predicted model, not a curated record. Gene Ontology annotation, molecular function: hydrolase activity, acting on carbon-nitrogen (but not peptide) bonds, in linear amides.